Drosophila sechellia is the source of this 363-nucleotide messenger RNA. RefSeq lists its product as uncharacterized. Lineage: Eukaryota; Metazoa; Arthropoda; Insecta; Diptera; Drosophilidae. The transcript has 2 exons. The coding region runs from base 43 to 255 and encodes 70 amino acids. The record is from RefSeq and is a predicted model, not a curated record.
GAUUACCAUCCAAGCUCCAGAAUACCAAACCAAAGCCCCAGAAUGUCGAAAAUCCUUGUUGCCGCCAUCGCCUUCGUUACCAUCUGUCUGGUCCUUGUCAGCGCCGCUCCCGCCCCGCCCACUCAGAUCCUGGACGCCCGGACGGCCAUCCAGAAGAUAAUCGACGCAUACAAUCGGAUUCCGGGUCCCUCGGUUGUUCACCCCUGGGAGGUGGCCACUUUGAUUGACCCCAACACCUUUGUGGCCCACUUCUGAAGUUCCAAGCACUUCCAACUCUAACUGACUACCUUAACCAACUAAAAUGCCCAAAUAAAUCCCAUUCGAAAUAUAAGUUAUACGAAAACAAUAUUCUAAUGAUUUAAA